CUUCUCUUCCAUUUCACUGUCUCCUUCUCUCCCAUCACCUCCCCAGCAAGAGGUUUAGCGAGGGAAAAGGCCGUUGAGCAGGCGGAGGACAGCGAGGGAGCGUAGAGACCCCAGGAAAGACAAGACUCGAACUACACCGUCCUCGUUCGCGCACUAUGAAACUUCCGAGCCGCCCUUCCUCGCCACGGCCUCGUCUGCUAGGAUGUGCGUUAGGCAUGCUGCUGACCAUUGAGGUCGGGGUCUGCGCUUUGCUCCCAGACUCUGGGAUCUUUCUUAUCUACAGCAGUGGUCUACAGGGCUGUUUGGAGACAAAGGACUCUCUAGUAAAAAUGUCUAAAACCUGCAACACUAGCCUCCCUGCGCAGAAGUGGAAAUGGGUUUCCCGGAACCGGCUUUUCAACGUUGGAACUAUGCAAUGCUUGGGAGUCUCCUGGAAGUCCGCCAACACCAGCACAGUAGCCCAUGCACUGGCCACCUAUGAGUGUGAUCAUGAAUCAGUCAACAUGCGGUGGAACUGCCGGAGCCUGGGCGACCAGCUUUCUCAGUAUUUGAGCUCCAGGCUAGGGAACUGGUCACUGGCAGCAACAGAAAGGGGUGACCAAGCACAUGGAAGCCAGUGGAAGGUCUAUGGCCAUGAUGAAGAUUUGUGCUCCAGACCGUACUCUGAAAUUUAUACCAUUCAAGGCAACUCUCAUGGGAAGCCGUGCACCAUACCUUUCAAGUACGAUAACCAGUGGUUCUAUGAUUGUACAAGCAUGGGCCGUGGAGAUGGUCACCUCUGGUGUGCUACCACCCAGGAUUAUGGCAAAGAUGAGAGAUGGGGAUUCUGUCCUAUUAAGAGUAAUGACUGUGAUACAUUCUGGGACAAGGACCACCUCACCAAUAGCUGCUACCAGUUCAACUUCCAGUCCACUCUCUCUUGGCAGGAGGCUGGGAAGAGUUGUGAGCAGCAAGGAGCCAGCUUACUUAGUAUCACUGAGAUCCAUGAACAGACUUACAUCAAUGGUCUUUUAACAGGGUAUGGUUCCACUCUUUGGAUAGGACUUAAUGAUUUGGACCUCAGUGGAGGAUGGCAGUGGUCAGACAAUUCACCUUUGAAGUUCCUUAAUUGGGAGAGUGAUCAGCCUGACAACCCCGGUGAAGAAAACUGUGGAGUGAUCCGGACAGAGUCAUCAGGGGGAUGGCAGAACCGGGACUGCAGCAUUGCUUUGCCUUAUAUCUGCAAGAAGAAACCUAAUGCCACCUCUAAUACAUACUUGACAGAUUCAGAGGUGAAGACUGACUGUGAUCCUAGCUGGCAACCAUUUCAGUCCAACUGCUACCGCCUGAUAAGUGAAAAGAAGAAUUGGUCAGAUGCCAAAAAGACCUGCUUGCGGAAUGAAGGGGACCUGGUGAGCAUCCACACUCCCCUUGAACUGGAGUUUGUUACCAAGCAGAUCAAGCAGGAUGUAGAAGAACUCUGGAUUGGCCUCAAUGAUCUUAGACUACAGAUGAACUUUGAGUGGUCUGAUGGCACACCUGUGCUGUUCACAUUCUGGCACCCAUUUGAGCCCAACAAUUUCCGAGACAGCUUGGAGGACUGUGUGACUAUUUGGGGACCGGAUGGGAGAUGGAAUGACAGUCCUUGCAACCAGACGCUGCCUUCUGUCUGUAAGAAGCGGGGUCAUGUGAGUCAGGGGAGGAAAGAGGAAGACCAUGGCUGCACAAAGGGUUGGAAAUGGCACAGCUCAUCUUGCUAUUGGCUGGGAGAUGACCGUGUGACAUACAGUGAAGCACAGAAGAUGUGCACGGACCACAGUUCUACGCUGGUCACCAUAACCGACAGGUUUGAACAGGCCUAUGUGAGCAGCCUAAUUUAUGGCUGGGAGGAUGAAUAUUUCUGGACAGCACUACAGGACAUAAAUGAAACGGGCUCCUUCCAUUGGCUGAGUGGGGAUGAAGUCACAUAUACACACUGGAACCGCAACCAGCCUGGUUAUACCAAAGGUGGCUGCAUUGUCUUGGCCACUGGGAGUGCCAUAGGUCUAUGGGAAGUGAAGAACUGCACCUCUUUCAAGGCCAAAUACAUCUGCAGGCAAAAGUUGGGAACUCCAGUGAACCCCGAGCUGCUUUCACCACACCCCACACCCAGCCUCACUGGCUCUUGUCCCGCGGGAUGGAGCUCCAGCCCCAAAUUGCGGCAUUGUUACAAGGUGUUCAACUAUGAGAAGCUGCAGGAAAAGAAAAGCUGGAUCACUGCCCAAUUGUUCUGCCAGGAGCUGAAUGCACAGCUUUUGAGCCUAGGCAGUUUUGAGGAGGAGCACUUUGUGGCCAGCACUCUAAACAAGAUGUUUGGUGAGUCAGAACCUGAAAUCCAUGAGCAGCACUGGUUCUGGAUUGGCCUGAAUCGCCGGAACCCUCGAGCUGAGAAUUGGCAAUGGAGUGAUGGGCUUGGGUUUUCCUACUACAACUUUGACCGCAGUAACCAUGAUGACGACGACAUCCGCAAUUGUGCGGCGCUGGACUUGGCCACUCUGCAGUGGAUGCCUCUUCAGUGUGAGGUUCAGCUGGACUGGAUCUGCAAAUUGCCUAAAGGCACUGAAGUGAAAGAGCCAGAGAUUACUGUCCAAGGGAGCAAUGAGUGGCUGAGGUAUCAGGAUGCAGAGUAUAAAUUCUUUGACCACCAUUCAACUUGGGUGCAAGCUCAGCGGAUUUGUACCUGGUUCCAGGCUGAACUGGCAUCUGUUCACAGUCAAGCUGAACUGGACUUUCUAGGCCAAAACCUGAAGAAGUUCUCAAGGGGCCAGGAGCGGCACUGGUGGAUCGGACUCAACACCUAUGAGAAUGAUGGCCGAUUUCGGUGGUCUGACAGUUCCCUCUUGAACUUUAUCUCAUGGGCACCGGGCAAGCCACGACCUAUCAGCAAGGACAGGAAGUGUGUGUACAUGACAGCCAGCCGAGAGGACUGGGGUGACCAGAAAUGUCUCACUGCUCUGCCUUAUGUCUGUAAGCGUACCACCAGCACUGCAGGGCGGCCCUCCUUGUCACCACCGCAUGUGCCAAGUCCUGGCACAUGCCCCCAGGGCUGGCAUGCCUUCAAUGACAAGUGCUUUAGGAUUUCCAGCCAAGAGCAGGUGACAUGGCCAGAGGCAAAGCGUCAGUGUGAAAUUCAGGGGGGCAUGUUGGCAUCCAUCUCCAGCCAUCUUGAACAAGCUUUUGUAACUACUCUUCUCCCAAACAUCACCCUUGACCUGUGGAUCGGCCUCCAUGAUGCUAAGAAGGAGUUUCAGUGGGUGGCACCUGAACUUGUCAAGUAUGUGAACUGGGCUCCCGGUGAGCCAUCUGGAUACAGAAUGUCUACUGCCAGUGAGAAUCCGACCAACUGUGCUGUGGUUUUGCAUGGCUUUGCAUCCCUGUUCACUGGCCGUUGGGAUGACAGGAACUGCUUGGAGGAGAAACAUGGCUUCAUCUGCCAAAGGAGCAAAGAUCCUACCAUAAGUCCUUCUUCAGUGAUCCCAUCCCCAUCCCCUGCUCCCAACGCCAUCCUUUCCUAUCUCAACAGCACUUACCGUAUACUGAAGAAGCCGCUGAAGUGGCAGGAGGCCGUGCUUCUCUGCGAGAGCCUCAAUGCCACCCUGACGAGUGUGAUGGAACCGUACACCCAGGCGUACCUCACCCAGGCAGUCAGCAGCAUGAGUGCCUCACUCUGGAUUGGCUUGUCCAACGAGGAGGGGAGACGGAGCUACACGUGGUUUACAGAUGAGAGCCUUUCCUACACAAACUGGCAGGAUGGAGAGCCGCAGCACUUGGUGGGAUGCACUUACAUGGAUGCAGAUGGGGCAUGGAGGACUGCCAGCUGCGACACCAAGCUGCAAGGGGCCAUCUGCAGGAUGAAUACAGGGGCCCUACUCUCACACAAAUGGAGCUACAAUGGGAGCUGUCCUAGAACUGUGGAGGAUUCCUCCUGGAUCCCCUUCCGGAAUCACUGCUAUGCCUUCCACAUGGAAGUUAUGCUGCACCAGAAUGAAGCUAUGAAGAGGUGUCAGAAAGUUGGAGGUACGGUGCUAUCCAUACUGGAUGAGAUGGAGAACGUCUUUGUUUGGGAGCAUCUCCAAACCUAUGAAAGCCAAUCCAAAGGGGCCUGGCUAGGGAUGGCCUUUAACCCCAAAGGGGGAAUGCUGGUCUGGCAUGACAACAUGGCAGUGAACUAUUCUAACUGGGGACAGCAUGACACAGGACCAAGCAUGCUAAGCCAAAACAGCUGCUUUUGGAUCCAGAGCAGUAAUGGGGUGUGGCAUCUAGGCUCUUGCUCCAAUGUCACUAUGGGAGUCAUCUGCAAGACAGUUCGAGUGGAAGAAAGCCACGUCUCCAAAUCAGCUUUCCUGGAGAAUACAAAGGCCAUUGCUGUGGUCAUCCUUUCCUCCUUAGCACUGUGUGCACUGAUAGCUAUUGCCAUCUAUCUGUAUAAGCGCCAGUGGAUCUCAGAGCGAGGGACAUUUGAGAGUGCUCGCUACAGCCGCACCAACUCCAACCCUAGUGAAUCUGCUGAAAAGGACAUCCUGGUAUCCGAUAUGGAGAUGAAUGAACAGCAAGAAUAA
This is a messenger RNA of Varanus komodoensis (Komodo dragon), 4577 nucleotides long. It is a transcript of the gene MRC2, whose product is annotated as mannose receptor C type 2. The record is from RefSeq and is a predicted model, not a curated record. NCBI's taxonomy places the organism in Eukaryota, Metazoa, Chordata, Lepidosauria, Squamata, Varanidae. Gene Ontology annotation, molecular function: signaling receptor activity. The transcript is spliced from 30 exons. The coding region runs from base 156 to 4577 and encodes 1473 amino acids.